UAUUCGUUAUAUUUGAACCAGCCGAAAUCUUACCAACUGUGCAAGCAUCAUGACGGAACAAACAAUCGUCCAACGAUUCGACAUUUCCGCACCAGGGAAAGUGAUCCUUCACGGGGAACAUUCCGUCGUGUACGGCCAUCCGGCUAUUGCUGGUUCGAUUGGACUGCGUACCUACCUCACGUAUACCACUCUCGAGUCUUCAUCUUCACCCAUACUGAUCAUCGAGUUCCGUUCGAUUCCAUUCACUGCCUCCCUUACGCUUGACCUGUUUGAUGAGUUUCUCCGUGAAAUUGACUGCAACGCAACGCUUCAACCGGAUACUUUUUUGGAGCAAUUACGCUCGGCGGGAGAUUUUCCCUUCGUACGCUUUGUACAGGAUCCGAUGCCUUCUCUCGCGGACAUAACUUCGAAAGAAAGGAUGUCACUCGGUUCCACUCUGUACAUCCUUAAUCGAGUUCUUCGCUCGCAAGGCAUCCAAUCGAUCGAUAGAUCAUGCGUCGGUGCUGGUGGUUUCCAGAUUUCGCUUCAUUCGGAAAUGAGUAUCGGAGCGGGGUUGGGAAGUUCCGCUAGUUAUGGCGUUUGCUUAGCAGCUGGAGCGUAUCAACUGUCACGAGUUCUCAAGCGACAAUUUAGCCUCAAUCCUACCUCGAUGAACCAGGACGUGCUGAAGAAGAUCUAUCAGUGGUCUUUCGAUUCGGAGAUCAUAAUGCACGUGAAACCGUCAGGAAUCGAUAACGAGAUAGCAACCAAUGGCGGAUUGGUUCGUUUCCGACGUGGUACCGGUGUGGACAAAGUCAUCAAACUUCACCGUCCGGUGCAUGUACUUAUCGUUGACACAGGCGUUAGCCGCAGUACGGCAAAGCUUGUCGCAAUUGCGGCCAAACGGCGGGAACUAUUCCCACGAACGAUUGAACCGAUGUUGGAAGCGAUGGGUGGCGUUGUGGAUGAAGCGAUCGCACUGUUUGAAUCUGAGGAUGAUGAUUCAGACUCAGUGCACGAAAGGAUUAGCACACUGGUCAGCAUCAACAACAAUUUACUACGUUCGCUGGGUGUUAGUCAUCCGGCUUUGGAAUCCAUAUUCGCCAUCGCCGAACGGUGUGGGUUUGCCAGUAAACUAACCGGUGCCGGAGGUGGAGGAUGUGCCUUUGUGUUGCUUCCGGAUGGUUUCCGUGAACUCGAAUCAUUCCAACGGUUGGUGAGUGGGUUAACUGAAGCUGGCUUCCGAUCGAUGGAAACUACCGUCGGUACGGGGGCUGGUGUUACGCUGAGCUAA
This is a messenger RNA of Anopheles maculipalpis, 1273 nucleotides long. RefSeq lists its product as uncharacterized. Gene Ontology annotation, cellular component: cytoplasm. The transcript has a single exon. Gene Ontology annotation, biological process: cholesterol biosynthetic process; isoprenoid biosynthetic process. Gene Ontology annotation, molecular function: mevalonate kinase activity; ATP binding. Lineage: Eukaryota; Metazoa; Arthropoda; Insecta; Diptera; Culicidae. The record is from RefSeq and is a predicted model, not a curated record. Bases 50 to 1273 code for a protein of 407 amino acids.